This is a messenger RNA of Apaloderma vittatum (bar-tailed trogon), 2693 nucleotides long. It is a transcript of the gene NELL2, whose product is annotated as NEL-like 2 (chicken). The annotation marks the transcript as partial. Gene Ontology annotation, molecular function: calcium ion binding; protein binding. The record is from RefSeq and is a predicted model, not a curated record. NCBI's taxonomy places the organism in Eukaryota, Metazoa, Chordata, Aves, Trogoniformes, Trogonidae. The transcript has 17 exons.
GUACCUGGAGCUGGAAAGCAGCGGUCAUCGAAAUGAAAUCAGGUUGCAUUAUCGUUCAGGCAGUCAUCGCUCCCACACAGAAGUAUUCCCAUACAUUUUGGCAGAUGAUAAAUGGCACAGGCUUUCCUUAGCAAUCAGUGCCUCUCACUUGAUUUUACAUGUGGACUGCAAUAAAAUUUAUGAAAGAGUUGUGGAGAAGCCCUUCAUGGAGUUGCCCUUGGGUACAACCUUUUGGCUGGGACAGAGGAAUAAUGCACAUGGUUAUUUUAAGGGCAUAAUGCAAGAUGUGCAAUUACUUGUCAUGCCUCAAGGAUUUAUUUCUCAGUGCCCGGAUCUUAAUCGCACAUGCCCAACUUGUAAUGACUUCCAUGGACUUGUGCAGAAAAUUAUGGAACUGCAAGACAUUUUAGCCAAAACAUCAGCUAAGUUGUCCCAAGCUGAGCAGAGGAUGAACAAAUUGGAUCAGUGCUACUGUGAAAGGACCUGCACCAUGAAAGGCAUGACUUACAGAGAGUUUGAAUCCUGGACAGAUGGCUGUAAGAACUGCACUUGCAUGAAUGGUACUGUGCAGUGUGAGGCUUUGAUUUGCCCCUUCUCUGACUGCCCACUUAACUCUGCCCUAACGUAUGUGGAUGGCAAGUGCUGCAAAGAAUGUCAAUCGGUGUGUGUAUUUGAAGGCAGAACCUACUUUGAAGGACAAAGAGAAACUGUGUAUUCAAGCUCAGGGGACUGUGUUCUGUUUGAGUGCAAGGACCACAAAAUGCAGCGUAUUCCAAAAGACAGUUGUACAGCUUUGAACUGCCCAGAAUCUCAACAGAUCCCCUUAUCUCACAGUUGCUGCAAAGUCUGUAAAGGCCAUGACUUUUGCACUGAAGGACAUAACUGUAUGGAGCAUUCUGUCUGCCGAAACCUAGAUGAUAGAGCUGUCUGUAGCUGCCGAGAUGGGUUUCGAGCCCUUCGAGAGGACAAUGCCUACUGUGAAGAUAUUGAUGAGUGUGCUGAAGGACGGCACUACUGUCGUGAGAAUACCAUGUGCGUAAAUACACCAGGAUCCUUUAUGUGCAUCUGCAAAACAGGAUAUAUACGCAUUGAUGAUUAUUCAUGUACAGAGCAUGAUGAAUGCAUAACGAACCAGCACAACUGUGAUGAGAAUGCGCUCUGUUUCAACACCGUGGGUGGGCACAACUGCGUCUGCAAGCCAGGUUACACGGGAAAUGGCACCAUCUGCAAAGCAUUUUGCAAAGAUGGAUGUAGGAACGGAGGAGCCUGUAUUUCUUCCAAUGUGUGUGCCUGCCCACAAGGCUUCACUGGGCCCAGCUGUGAAACUGAUAUUGAUGAAUGCUCAGAUGGCUUUGUUCAGUGCGACAGCCGUGCAAAUUGCAUUAACUUGCCUGGUUGGUACCACUGUGAAUGCAGAGAUGGCUACCAUGACAAUGGAAUGUUUUCACCAAGUGGAGAGUCCUGUGAAGACAUUGAUGAAUGUGGAACUGGAAGGCAUAGCUGUGCCAAUGACACUGUUUGCUUUAACUUGGAUGGUGGGUACGACUGUCGGUGUCCCCAUGGCAAGAACUGCACAGGAGACUGUAUCCAUGAAGACAAAAUCAAACACAACGGUCAGAUUUGGGUGCUGGAGAAUGACAGAUGCUCUGUCUGCUCGUGCCAGAGUGGUUACGUGAUGUGCCGGAGAAUGGUCUGUGACUGUGAAAAUCCCACCGUUGACCUCUUUUGCUGUCCUGAAUGUGACCCAAGGCUCAGCAGUCAAUGUUUACAUCAGAGCGGGGAGCUUUCCUACAACAGCGGUGACUCCUGGAUACAGAACUGUCAACAGUGUCGCUGUUUGCAAGGCGAAGUUGACUGCUGGCCCUUGCCCUGCCCAGAGGUGGAUUGUGAAUUCAGCGUCCUCCCUGAGAAUGAGUGCUGCCCACGCUGUGUCACUGACCCCUGCCAAGCAGACACCAUCCGCAACGACAUCACGAAAACCUGCCUGGACGAAACCAAUGUCGUUCGCUUCACUGGAUCUUCUUGGAUUAAACACGGCACGGAGUGCACCCUCUGCCAGUGCAAGAAUGGCCACGUCUGUUGCUCAGUGGACCCACAGUGCCUUCAGGAACUGUGACACCAACAACCAUCUCCCACAAACAGUUUCUGAUUAAAUAAUUUUCCUUCACAAAAAAGACCUUUAGACCAAAAAUUGUACAAAAUUAAAACUAAAAUUAGAUUGGUUUUGCCCACCUAAAGUGCAGAUACAUGAUGAACUCAGUUAAUUGAAUCAGAGUGAAAUUUAUGGGACUCGAGUCAAGCUUAGAUGUGUAAACCUGUGUAUGAGGUUAGGCCCAAAUCUUCUGGCUAUUUGUCUGUCUGACAUCAUUAUGCAGAAUAUUUAGGUUAGUGUAAAGUGACACAUUGUAAUGCUGUACAUAACGAUGUCAAGAUCCAAAAUCGACUAGGAGACCCCAUGGGGUCUUCCGAAACCUUGAGAGUCUAACACUUGACCAGAUGCAGAGAUUUUUACCUAAUCAUAUUUGGAACUGCAAAAAUGUGUUUGAUUGCUCAAUGCAGAAUUUAGCAGAUUUUUGAGUGAAAGAAUGAAGCCUUCAGGAAUAAAAAACCUAGCAGCUAAGGUGCGAUAUGUACAGUAUGUGCGCUAAAAAAAAAAAAAAAAAGAAUUUAUUGUAAAAACAAAGAAAAAAAAA